Messenger RNA from Cucurbitaria berberidis CBS 394.84, 1976 nucleotides. Its product is annotated as CoA-transferase family III. The transcript is spliced from 3 exons. NCBI's taxonomy places the organism in Eukaryota, Fungi, Ascomycota, Dothideomycetes, Pleosporales, Cucurbitariaceae. The coding region runs from base 140 to 1897 and encodes 585 amino acids. The record is from RefSeq and is a predicted model, not a curated record. Gene Ontology annotation, molecular function: catalytic activity.
GUUUAUCAUUACCGCGAGUCGACCUCGGGUAUUUUACUUGAAACCUUUUAACGCCGUUCCAGAGAGUAAAUAUUCUCCGAGAUUGCCCCAAGAAUUCACUUUGCAAAGGCCGAAAACUUUAGGAAGACAAAAAAGAGAUAUGGCAACUAACGGACCCAGCGGUUUGGCAGACGCUGUCAAUGGCAAGGAGAGAUCAUACUCUAUCCCUCAGCAAACCCAACGAGUUUUCGAAGAUGGCAUCCUAAACAACUCGCUCAUUGCCUCAACGCUGCCAAAAGAAAUCGAAGAAUGUGCGAGAAGCGUGCGGUUUGAAGGGAACGAUAAGCCCUGUAUUCCCAUCAACUGGCGAUUUGCUGAAAGCAUUUCAGCUUUGAAAGGUUUAGAAGCUGCAAUGAUAAACGUACUUCUGAAGAGAAAGUAUGGGUUGCAACCUCAGGAGGCUGUUAUCAACACCGAUCAUGCUCAGCUCUUCAUCAUGUCAGUUGUACUCAGUUCAAUCGAUCCAGCAGGAGAGAACGUGGGGUUCGCUCUGUCCCCACAAGGCAAAGCAGCGUAUGAAAAGUACUUCAAGGAUUGCGAUCUACACAACGGUAACAGCAGUCUGUACCGCAGCUCCGCAACGAACAUCUACCGUUGCAAAGAUGGGCGAUACUUCCACCUUCACGGCUCAAUGAACCCUGACCCUACGCUGGACAGCAUUGGACUUCCCUACAACAAAGAUGUGGCUUCCCCUGAAGAGUCAUGGGCUCCAUUCGAAGAGAAGCUCGAGCAGAUUGACUCGCAAGAGAUGCAACGUCUGGCUUCAGAUGUGUACAAACAGGCUGGAACCAUUUGCUGGACCCCCGAGGAGUUCAAGCAAAGUGAGCACGGGAAGGCAAACGCACAUGUUGGGCUCUACGAGAUCCACGCCGUUAAGAACGAGAAACAACCGCCAAGUUGGUGGCCCAGCACUAUUGAGACUUACGCACGGCGACCGCUCGCCGGACUCAAGGUAGUCGAUUUGACGCGGGUUAUUGCUGCACCUGCCGUCACCCGCGGAUUGGCGGAGCUUGGUGCGAGCGUGAUGAGAGUAACAGCUGAACACAUCACUGACAUGUCGAAUCUGCACAUUGAUCUCAAUUGGGGGAAAUGGAAUGCAUACCUCGACUUCCGGAAGGAAGAGGACCGAGAGAAGCUGCGCGCGCUUGUUCAAGAGGCAGAUGUGGUAGUCCAAGGCUACAGGCCGUCAGUACUAGACAAGUAUGGCUUUUCUUUGGACGGUCUGCUGGAGCUCACCAAGGAUCGCGAGCUGGGGUUGAUUGUUGUCCGUGAGAAUUGUUAUGGCUGGAAUGGACCUUGGGCGUACCGCAGUGGAUGGCAACAAAUCUCGGAUGCAUGCUGCGGUGUGUCGACACAGUUUGGUCGAGCGAUGGGUAACGAUGAGCCCGUCACCCCAGUCUUUCCGAACAGCGACUACUGCACGGGUACCGUGGGUGUCAUUGCAGUGCUGAAUGCUAUUUUGCGACGUGGAGUCGAAGGGGGUUCGUACAAGGUCGAUCUCGCCCUGAACUACUACUCUCAAUGGCUCGUUAACAGCGUCGGCGUCUACCCGCAAGAAGUAUGGGAAGAUGUCUGGACCCGCAAUGGCAGACAAGUGUUCCGUCACCACCACAACAUGGCCUACUCACUUCCUCGCUUCCUGCAGAUGCUGAAGACCAACUCUGCCCAUAUUCUGUUUAAUCCGGACUUCUUCGAAGACCGACAUUCCGGCGCGAUUGGCAAAGACAUUAGAUGCAUAAAGCCAAUCAUUCGAUAUCCUGAAGGAAAGGUGCAGCUGAGGUAUAAUGUCGGCACAAGAGGCCACGGGGUGGAUCAGCCCAGGUGGCCGAAUGACUUGAUGUGUGAAAUCGUUGCAUAAGCCAGUAAGUGGAGGUAGUAGGCAGACUCGCUCGGCGUUAGCGGGUUAAUCCGAAAUCGAAAAUUGACUCAGUCCUCGU